Molecule: messenger RNA, 1047 nt
Organism: Nerophis lumbriciformis (worm pipefish)
Lineage: Eukaryota; Metazoa; Chordata; Actinopteri; Syngnathiformes; Syngnathidae
Gene: phpt1
Product: phosphohistidine phosphatase 1
Biological process (GO): peptidyl-histidine dephosphorylation
Cellular component (GO): cytosol
Molecular function (GO): protein histidine phosphatase activity
Source: RefSeq, a predicted model, not a curated record
CGGAAGUUAUUCAACUUGUCGGUGUGUGAUUACAUCCUCCCUCGCAAUUCUUUAAUAUCGCACAUUUACACACAGAUAAACUAAUUCCAUCUUUAAAAUACAAACUUUUUGUUAGCUAACUUACCGCGGAGAUGUGCACCCAAACGAAGGCGGCCUCCCGCAUGGUAAACAUUCCGCAGGCAGAUAUCGAUCCCUACGGCGUGUUCAAGUAUGUUCUUAUUAGGGUCCACAGCAAGGAGGAGGGCGACGAUACGGAAGUCGACAUAGUCCGAGGAUACGGCUGGGCCGAGUUCCACGCGGAUAUCUAUGACAAGGUCUCAGAGGAGCUUGAAAAGGACGGACUCCUGGACUGUGAGUGUGUAGGAGGGGGCAGGAUCAGACACGACGCCCAGGACAAGAAGAUCCACGUUUACGGCUACUCCAUAGGGUUUGGAAGAGCAAACCACGCCACGACCACUGAGAAACUGAAAGAUCAGUAUCCAGACUAUGAGGUGACCUGGGAUAAUGAAGGGUACUGAAAUAAAAAAUAUACUUGACACUUCUUCACGGAGUUUCAAUUUAGCGACGUCAUCAUCAACCUUUUUUUAUCAUUAGCCUUUUUUAAUACCACAUUUGUGUCCUCAUCACUUUUUAAGGGGACACAUGUUUGGGUCAGAAACUGGCUGCUCUGAACGGGCCUGUUGUGCACAUUGUACAGUGGUCAGGUGACCCUUCUGAAGAAGACUGCAGAUGACAGUCCAAACAUGACAGGUAAAAAUUCCAUCUAAUAUACCCAAAAUAUGGUCUGAUCACAACAUUUGUAUAUAAAAAAAGGCCUGUUGUGGUUUUAAAAGUGCUUUAAAUUUUUCAUCUUUGGGGUGUUUUUGUUUGAAUAAUGUCACAAACAUGCUUUUAAGACACUUAAGAUCUAUUUUGAUGUGUCUACAAAAUUGCACGAUUUGCCUCCUCGAAGUCCUGUUGGUCUCAAAUAAAAAGUGAUGCCUCUUUACUUGAUAUUUAAUUAACACCAAGAUCUCAUUGUAUUGUGCACAUGUAGUCAAUGUUAGA